Aspergillus heteromorphus CBS 117.55 is the source of this 3091-nucleotide messenger RNA. RefSeq names its product DIL and Ankyrin domain protein. Gene Ontology annotation, molecular function: GTPase binding. The record is from RefSeq and is a predicted model, not a curated record. Bases 215 to 2791 code for a protein of 858 amino acids. NCBI's taxonomy places the organism in Eukaryota, Fungi, Ascomycota, Eurotiomycetes, Eurotiales, Aspergillaceae. The transcript has 4 exons.
GCCACUACUACUCCGUACUGCUGCUACUGCCUAACUCACCGUCGACUAAUUCCCCCCCCUCUCGGCUCUCUCCAAUUCCACCGCCUCCAGGAUAGCUCGCUAGCCUGUCUUCCAGUGUCCCCCGUGUCCCCUCCCUCCUCCAUGGAGCGAGAGCGACCGCUCCUUUGUCCGAGUGCUCCCCCUCCCUCCUUUGUUGGUUCCUGACGUUAUCGCCAUGGACGCCUCCGGCUCCCCCCGCGGGGCGUCGGACGAACUCGAUCGCGACCACAGCGACCCCGACCUGCCUGAUCUUCCCUCCGACCGCAACCGCAGGUCCCUCAUCAUGCCCGGUGGUCUCCCCGAUGACCUGCCCAAGUCCCUGGACGACCGUCGUUCCGUCCCCGUCAUCCAGUCCGAGACGGAAAUGUACGAUGCCUGGCAAGGUCAAUCCCAAUUCCUCACUACCCCCAUCGCCGCGAAGCCUCUCAGCUUCAGCCUUGCCCUCGACGAUCACUCGCAUGACGAAGAACAUAAUCUCCAGGCCCAGUAUGGGCGCGGGCUGGCCGCCGCAGCCGACGACGAUAACGAGUCGACCACCACGGCUCGCUUGGAGGAUAGUGAUGCCCGGCUGAUGGAGAUGCUUGCUGCGCAGGCUGCCCACCGGGAAGUGGACUCGCUAGGCGCAGACGAGGAGGCGAUCGCGACGGAUGAGAAGCUAUCGGAUCGCGAGAAGAAGGAUAUUCUACAGCGCAGUUUGAAUAUGGCCGCCAGCAAUGGCGAUGUGGAUCGUGUGCGGAGAUUGGUGCAAGGCCAGGCACAGGAUUACGUGGAUGUUAAUAUGCCCGAUGAAGAGGGCACAGUGCCUUUGAUAUAUGCGAGUUGUUUUGGACACCUGGAUGUGGUCUCGGCGCUGCUUGAUGCAGGCUCCCGUGUUGACCAGCAGGACCGCAAUCAGUGGAGUGCCUUGAUGUGGGCCAUGACGAACAGACAUAAGACAAUCGCGAAGAUUCUUCUCGACCAUGGCGCAUCGCCCGAUAUCAAGUCCUCGUCUGGAGGGACCGCUUUCGACUUUGCGCAACCCGGAAGCGAGAUCUCCGAGUAUCUACAUGAGAAUGGGUAUCACUUUGGACCGAGCGCGAUUGAAGACGACUUCUACGAUUCCGGAUUCGGGCACGGUCGCUUCGAGGAGGAGAUUGCAGAGAACGAGAUGAAACGGCGGAUGAUGAUGGAGGAGAGCGCCAUUAACCUUGAGGUGGAUCUGUCGAGCCUGGGGAUUGAUGAGAAGUUUGAUUCUCUAGAUGAAGAAGAGCUGGAAGAGGAGCAACAAGAGUUCGUGUGGGAUCGAUGCCUGAACGACCAGAUGUUCGUCUUCCAGGAGAGCGAGCUCGAAAGGAUUCUCAGCAUCAUCAUCACCAACAUGACGCCCCAACGGUCGCCGUCGCAGAAGCCCGUCCCCGCCAACCUCCUCUUUCUCAGUGCGCGAUACGCCCAUUACCAUGCGAGCCCCGAACUGCUUGCAAAGCUUCUGGUCUCGGCGACUGAGAAGAUCAACGACGUUGUCGAGCGCCACCAGUGGGAUAUGACGAUCCUCGCGUUCUGGAUGUCGAACGCGACAUUGCUGCUACAUUACCUGAAAAAGGACGGCGAGUUGGUGGAAGCCACAGUGGAAUUCCAGCUGCAUCUGGCCGAACUCGUCAACGAAAUCUUUAUCCUCAUCAUCCGCGACGCCGAGCGCCGCAUGAACAAAGUGCUCGACGCGGCCAUGCUGGAUCACGAAACGAUCCCGGGCCUGGAGGACGUCCAUUUCCAGAACGAGUGGAAGCUGUUCCGCUCCAAGUCCAAGGCCAAAGCCCCCGAACCCGCGGAGAAGCGCUUUCGACCCCCAUCCCCAAGACGGCGGGCGCAGGUCUCCCCACGCAACAUCACUUCUCUCCUCUCCUCCACCCUGUUUGUCCUCGACCUUUACGACGUGCACUCCGUCAUCACCACGCAGAUUAUAUCCCAGCUCCUGUACUGGCUCGGGGCGGAGACCUUCAACCGCAUCCAGUCAACCAAACGCUACCUGGCGCGGACCAAGGCCAUGCAGAUCCGCAUGAACGUGUCGACCCUGGAGGACUGGGCGCGCAACAACAACCGACAUCCCGAACACUUUGAGAACGGGUCGACGAACAGCACCGGGGAGAGCACCAUGGACGCCGCGCGCCGGCACCUUGCCCCGGUCAUCCAGCUCCUGCAAUGGCUCCAAUGCUUUUCAUCGCUCGGGGACGAUUUCGAGUCCCUGGUCACGACCCUCCUCCAACUCCAACAGCUCACCCCCGCCCAGCUCCUGCAUGCGGUCAAGUCCUAUCGGCCCGAAGUCGGGGAAAAGGGGUUGACGAAGCCCGCCAUGAAGUUCCUGAUUGACCUGCAGCGAGACCCGGAACUGCUGUUUCGGGAACAGGCGAAGAUUCAGGAGGCCAAGCGGAAGGCCACCGCGCCGGACACAAAACCGACCGAUGGACGUCCGCAAACCCCUCCCACAUCCACGGCGUCCGAGGCUGCCACCUCGCCCGAAGCAUCCACACGGGCCUCUGUCGCAUCGCCGGGGUCGAGCGUGGCGUCUGCGCGACCGGCAGCGUCCGCGUGGAUGGAAGAGCGGAGCAACGCGGUAUUCCUGGAUCCGUCCCUGACACUUCCCUUCUCGCUGCCCACGAGCACGGAUAUGCUGAUCAGCUACGGGGCGGGAUGGGGUGGCACGAACCGGGAGCGCGCGCGCAAGUACAUCCCGACUGUACCCCCGGAGGUGCUGAGUCGGUUCGACCGUGACGGGUGAGAUAAGAGAGAGAGAGAGAGAGAUAAUCGAGGCCGGCAAAUGGUAUUGCGAAUAGGGAUGCGCGAUACCCAGGGUUUGCAUUUCUAGUAUAUAGGUUUUUGAUCUGCGGUGCAUGUUGGAAGCAGGACUGAAUUUCCCAUCUGGCGCGCGUCCAUGCCUUGUGCCAUGUAUGUAGCUAGCGCGGAGGGGGGAGGCCAACGGGGCAUCACGAAUCAACGGAGAUAUAGAAGACUCCAGAGUCAAGACACGGCAGGUGGAUCGUAAGAGUAGAUCGAGACCGUUUUCGAAUCUGACCGGGUG